ACCACAUCUAUACCAAACUCCAUCGCAUUCUUUUCUCAAGCAACAACUUGCAAUCAACGUGGUGUUCGCAAAUUUCCUAAAGCUGCCGCAAGAACUGCGAGAUCAAAUAUGGUCUGAAGCUGUGGCACUUCAAUGAUCAUUGACACCCUACCCGAACUAUGCACUACCCCUCAUGCUGAGCGUCAGCGACAAGCGUUAAUGGGCUACGAUGACUUACCAGGUUCUAAAAAAAGACAGCAUCUUAGACUCCAUGUCUACGCUUCCAACCAAUUGGAUGAAUUUCGCCUCGGUGAGAAUGACUUCCAGACACUGGUCAACCGCCUUCCUGUCGCUACCAGCUGUCAUGAAGCGCGCGCAAUCGUAAUCAAGGUUCUUCGCGCGCGGACUACAUUCCUAGACCUGUUCUGUACCAUUGAAGACGAGCUCCGCAAUGGAAGGUUGAUCCUGGAGCCCUUGUUUACAGACAUGACAACGGUUAUGGUAACUACCUCAAGAGGUCACCCAGAGGAUGCUCCAGAGGGAUUCGAUUCUCCACAUCAAGUUGUCGACGUCAUUACUCGUGUGUUUGGCAGCGGCGUCAAGAAGAUUAUCUGGAGCGCUUGGUGCCAGCCUGGAUUUGCGAUGACUGAUAUCUAUUCGCCUCAUACUCCACACGUGGACAAUGCAGACGAGGAUGGAUGGAGUAUGAUCGAUAAGUCAGGCCAUGGGGCCACCACCCAUUUCAUGUCACCGGACCGCGUUCUGCAUGUCGAAACAGAGCUCUACAAAGCGGCAAUUCCAGAUGGAAGUCAGUGGUGGGAUACAAGAGUGUUGUAUCGGCAUACCCUCAAGAUCUCUGAGCUUCUGAGUGCUGCGGCGAUACGUUUGCCGCAGCUACAACAGGCUGAGCUUAGGAUGCGCACUUCUUCUUGGGGUGAACAACUUGAGACGAACCUCGAAACAACAUACAAGGAUAAUGUGAUUUGGAUUGGGGCAAACAAUUUGAACACUGCGCCCUCCCAUUGGUUUUCUCGCGACCAGUAGAGCAUAUCCCCGUCACCGUCUUCCUCAAUGUGCAGCAGUAGACUCCACCCAGUAGUUUCAAUAUACCCCAAUACACUGCGACCCCCAUUGAAGGACCUGUUAGUCUACUUAAAGGUUGGUUUUGCACUUCACUAGUCGUGCACACUCGGGUUGCGGGCCACGGAAGGUCUAAAGGCGGUCUAUGUAACGCCGAGUAAGAGCUCUGAGCGCGAGAAGUAUUGGAAUGGCGCAUAGGGGCUGAUAAGCAGAUUCAUACACCGUUGCGCCUGGUGUUGAAGCAAGAUUUGUGGAAGAGACGCGUCGAUAAGGCGCGUUGCUGGACGUUUAGACCCACCAGCCUCGGCUCAAGCGCUGGAAGAGCUGUGAUUCGGCAGCCUUGCUGGCUCCGCAUCCAGGACGCCGCUACAGCUGCUGGGAAUCCUGGCCCGUCACAACAAUCCCAGCAGAU
Boeremia exigua is the source of this 1471-nucleotide messenger RNA. RefSeq lists its product as uncharacterized. Bases 133 to 1023 code for a protein of 296 amino acids. NCBI's taxonomy places the organism in Eukaryota, Fungi, Ascomycota, Dothideomycetes, Pleosporales, Didymellaceae. The transcript has 3 exons. The record is from RefSeq and is a predicted model, not a curated record.